Messenger RNA from Pieris napi, 769 nucleotides. RefSeq lists its product as uncharacterized. The record is from RefSeq and is a predicted model, not a curated record. The transcript is spliced from 6 exons. Bases 2 to 769 code for a protein of 255 amino acids. NCBI's taxonomy places the organism in Eukaryota, Metazoa, Arthropoda, Insecta, Lepidoptera, Pieridae.
UAUGAAAUGGUUUUGUGUGAUAGCAUUGUGGGUUUUCAGCGUGGCACCUGCAAGAUUUAGUUCCAGUGAAUCGGAGGCUUUGCAACAGGCUUUUGUGCUUGUUGAUCUUCUUAAAGCAGAAUAUGCAAGACUGAACAAACAAAAUUCCUUUUUGAAAGCUGGAGUGCCUUUAAGUACACCUGAACAGCCUACUUGCCCAACUACACAACGCCCUGCGAAUAAUGAUCAUUCAUUCACGUUGGACGUGGGAAGUAUUGGAGUCCCUUCCCGAAGACUUCUAAACAAUUUGACCCCGGGCUCCGCAUACAACAUCCAAAAACAUUCACGUCUUAAGAACAGGCGGCUGGAAUACGACGACAUGUUUGGGCCGCAUCCUGGUGAAGAACCCAAAGUUCCCACAUCCCCAACUCAACCAACUUCGAUCCUAGCAACAUCAAGCUCUGCAUCACCGACACCACCACCAACCAGAGAAGAAAGCACGAGUCUGACAGCCUCAGAAGUUACACAACAUCUCUCAACGCGAUCUUCAAUAGAUUAUGAGCAGACCAGAAAAGCAAAAACGGAAGGCAAUAAAGCCAUCAAAUUAAAAUUGACCCAACAAAAGAAGCCUACAAGCAGAGACCCCGUCAUCGAACAGGUGGCAUCCGAAAUCAUGAACGAGAUGAAAGACAAGACUAUCUCUACAUUUAAAGUCGAAAUCGCACCACUUUUUACUGCUAGGACAGAACGAUACACUAGAUUUGAUAAUGUCAAAGACGAGAUUCAAUAG